Messenger RNA from Sinocyclocheilus rhinocerous, 3211 nucleotides. Its product is annotated as heterogeneous nuclear ribonucleoprotein U-like. The record is from RefSeq and is a predicted model, not a curated record. Gene Ontology annotation, molecular function: RNA binding; promoter-specific chromatin binding; protein binding. Gene Ontology annotation, biological process: positive regulation of transcription by RNA polymerase II; alternative mRNA splicing, via spliceosome. Bases 233 to 2590 code for a protein of 785 amino acids. The transcript is spliced from 13 exons. Gene Ontology annotation, cellular component: nucleus; ribonucleoprotein complex. NCBI's taxonomy places the organism in Eukaryota, Metazoa, Chordata, Actinopteri, Cypriniformes, Cyprinidae.
CUAGGAGGGUUAUUACGGUUGAACACGCCCAUUUUCCUCGAUGCUGUUGCAUUGGGAGGGGUCUAGCACCCAAGGCGCCAUUGAAUUGUUUUGCCGGUGAACAGACGCAGAAUCACCGCGGCUGUGCGCAAUUCAGAGAAGCAAAGCGGCCGUCGGCUCUCCCUGGAUUGCAAUAUUCUAACGAUCGAAUCUUUUAGUUUUUUUUAUAGUCCAUCUACACUAAAACAACAACAUGAGUGAAAUCAACGUAAAAAAGCUUAAGGUGAACGAGUUGAAGGACGAGCUGAAGAAGCGCCAGCUUUCCGACAAGGGAUUGAAGGCCGAGCUUAUGGAGCGGCUGCAGGCCGCGCUCGAUGCAGAGGCCCAGGCCGAAGAGGAAAACCCUGCCGCGGCAGAAGCAACAGAAGAAAAGGAGGCCGAGGGAAACGGUGUUGCAGUCGAAAAAAAAGACAUGGGUGAAGAAGAGCUGGAGGGCGAGAGCAUGGAGGCCGAGGAGCAAAAUGGAGACGGGGGUGAUGCCGCUGUUGUGGGUGAUGGUCAGGACGAUGAAAUGGGCGAAGAGGAGGAGGAUGGGGACGCCGGCGUGGAAAUGGACAAAGCCCUCGAUGGAGAAGAAGAGGAGGACGACGAAGACGACGAGAUCAUAGACAGAAUCGACGAUGAAGAUGGUGAGCCUGAAUCUCAUCCAUUAGAGGGGGAUGCGGACAAAGACAUCAGUGCUGAUCAGAAGAAUAAGAAGGGUGUUAAGAGACGCCGGGAGGAACAUGGAAGGGGCUACUUUGAAUUUAUUGAAGAAAGCAAAUACAGCCGGUCCAAGUCUCCCCUGCCACCUUUGGAGGAAGAAGAUGAAGAGUUUGAUGACACCCUGGUCUGCCUGGAUCCUUACAAUUGUGACCUUAAUUUCAAAGUCUCCCGGGACAGAUACAGCACCUCCUCUCUUACCAUGGAGAGUUUCGCUUACCUUUGGGCAGGUGGCCGUGCUUCCUAUGGCGUAAACAAAGGCAAAGCCUGCUUUGAAAUGAAGAUCUCUGAGAAAAUCCCAGUUAAGCAUUUAAACAGCAAAAACAUGGACUUCCAUGAUGUCCAUGUUGGCUGGUCCCUGGCAAAUGGAAGUCUUUUGCUGGGUGAGGAGGAGCAUUCCUACUCUUAUUCGAGCAAAGGGAAGAAGACUUCAAACUGUGUGACCGAAGACUAUGGGGAGAAUUUAGAUGAAAAUGAUGUCAUCGGCUGUUUCAUUAAUUUUGAAGCUGAUGAAGUGGAGAUUUCCUACUCCAAAAACGGCAAGGACCUUGGUGUGGCUUUCAAGGUCAAUAAAGAGUCCUUGGCCGGACAAACUCUGUUCCCCCAUGUUCUUUGCCACAACUGUGCGGUUGAGUUCAAUUUCGGUCAGAGUGAGACACCAUUCUUCCCUCAGGAGGAGGGCUUCACCUUCCUGCAGCAAAUUCCUGUGGAUGUGCGUAUCAGAGGACCUAAGGGACCUGAGACCAAGAAAGAUUGCGAGGUGAUCGUCAUGGUCGGCCUUCCUGGAUCUGGAAAAACGGCUUGGGUAAAUAAACAUGUUGAAGAGAACCCUGGAAAGUACAAUGUCCUCGGCACCAACACCAUCUUGGAGAAGAUGAUGAUUGGCAGCAUGAAGAGGCAAAACAAAGACACAGCGAAACUCUCAGCCAUCUCUCAGCGUGCUCCUUUGUUCCUGGGCAAGUUUAUUGAAAUUGCCGCCCGCAAAAAGAGAAACUACAUAUUGGAUCAGACGAACGUGUCUGCACCAGCCCAGAGAAGGAAGAUGUGUCUGUUUGCUGGCUUCCAACGCAAAGCUGUAGUGGUCUUCCCCACUGAAGAGGCCUUCAAGGAGAGAACACAGAAGAAAGCAGAAACCGAUGGCAAAGAUGUACCUGAGCAUGCCGUUCUGAAAAUGAAAGGUAUCUACACGUUGCCAGAGGUAGGAGACUGCUUCUCCCAGGUCACCUUUGUGGAACUGCAGAAGGAGGAGGCCGUCAAGCUCUUGGAGCAGUACAAGGAAGAGAGUAAGAGUGCUUUGCCACCUGAAAAGAAACCCAACCAAGGCACCGUGACCCCCAAAAAGGGAGGUGGACGAGGCAAAGGGCCUAAGAACCAGUUCGGUAGGGGUGGUGGUCCAGGCCCACGUGGAGGCAGAGGUGGAUUCCAGGCCCGUGGAAACUUCAGAGGAUUACCAGGACCACCUCGUGGUUUUAAUCGUCACCCACGUGGCUACAUGCCACCGCCACCACCUGUCUUCCGAGGAAGGUUCCAUAGCCGAGGUGGAGCCGGUGGGAUGCACAGCCGGGGAAUGGUCCCCAGGGGUGGGCACAUGAGAGGCGGCAGAGGUGGAGCAAUGGGCCGCGGAGGGCAUGCCAACAGAGGUAACAUGCACCGCGGCGGUGGACAAGGCAGACCCAAUAACAGAGGACACUUCCAGCAGAAGUUCCGUGGCAGAGGAGGCCAUCAGCAGAAUCGUGGUGGUUUUGGCAACAAAAACGGAUCUUUUGCCCAAGCCUUCAACCAGAGUUGGCAACAAGGGUUCUGGAACCAGAAGCCAUGGAAUCAACAGUACCACCCAGGAUAUUACUAAAUGUGCAUUUGUAUUAAAGACUCAUGGCCUCUUGUGCACUGGAAUGCACAGCCACUGAAUAACCAUCCACUUUUAUGGUCCUUGUUUAUUAUAAUUUUUUAAAGGAAGUCCAUUUUUAAAUAAGAGAAGCAAGUGGCAAACAAACAUUCCACCUACUGAGGUGAACAGUCUACGUUCUACAUAGAUGUGUGCUUGCUUCACUCUUAGAUUUUUGUAAAAUGUAUUUCCUCCCCCUUUUAUUUUGUAUCACAGCUUUGAUAUAUUGUUAUAUCAGGAAUCCCAGCAUUUGUCUUGUGCGAGGGAUGCUUUGAAUUUCAGGGUUGUGAAUUUUAUUCUCUAAAAUGUCAUUUUUACUCAAUGUAAAUUAUUAUUUUUCAGGUUGUUUUUUUUUGUGUGUGUAAGAGUUAUAGUGUUUAAGAAUCCCUGUGAACCUGAAUCUUUUAGAAUCUUUUGUCAAUAAUCAUUCAUAAUUACGCAGCAUCUCUGCCCUUCAUGUUCAGUGGAGGAGUGAAAAUAUUGUCCUCUAUUUACUUCUUAUAGAUUCAUGUUUUUCUUUGUUAGCCCAGACUGUAACAGUUACAUCAUAUGUUUGCAAUAAAUGAUGUGCUUGCUUUUCUAUGA